Messenger RNA from Lepus europaeus (European hare), 1528 nucleotides. It is a transcript of the gene TM4SF1, whose product is annotated as transmembrane 4 L six family member 1. The coding region runs from base 118 to 726 and encodes 202 amino acids. The transcript is spliced from 5 exons. Gene Ontology annotation, cellular component: membrane. The record is from RefSeq and is a predicted model, not a curated record. Lineage: Eukaryota; Metazoa; Chordata; Mammalia; Lagomorpha; Leporidae.
AUGGGCUGGGAACUGCUUUUGCUGUCUCCACGCUUGGGCACACACUCAUCUGACCCAGGGCAUCACUGACCCGCAGACAGACGGGAGGGAGAAGCUCUUGGCCGCUCAGACGCCACCAUGUGCUACGGCAAGUGCGCGCGAGGCAUCGGACAUUCCCUGGUGUGGCUCGCCGUCCUCAGCAUCGUAGCUAACAUCUUGCUUUACUUUCCCAAUGGCGAAACAAAGUACGCCUCUGAAAACCUCCUCAGCCGCUUCGUGUGGUUCUUUGCGGGCAUCCUCGGAGGGGGCUUGCUGAUACUGCUGCCAGCGUUUGUCUUCAUUGGGCUGGAAGAGGAUGACUGCUGUGGCUGCUGCGGCCAUGAAAACUGUGGCAAGAGAUGCGCGAUGCUUUCUUCUGGACUGGUAGCUGUCAUCGGAAUCCUUGGGUCUGGCUACUGCAUCAUUGUGGCAGCGCUGGGCUUGGCAGAAGGACCAAGAUGUCUUAAUUCCCUUGGCCAGUGGAACUACACCUUCUCCAGCACUGAGGGACAGUACCUUCUGGACACUUCCACGUGGUCCCAGUGCGUUGAACCCAAGCACAUUGUGGAGUGGAACGUGACUCUGUUUUCCAUCCUCUUGGCUCUUGGUGGAAUUGAAUUCAUCUUGUGUCUCAUUCAAGUAAUAAACGGGGUGCUUGGAGGCAUCUGUGGCUAUUGCUGCUCUCGCCAACAGCAAUAUGACUGCUAGAAGAGCCGCCGCCCGAGGACAGAACCACAGCCUUCCUCUGUGUCAUUGUAAUUUAUAUAUUUUACUUGUAUUAAUUUGUAAAACUUCAUAUUAGUGUAUCAUAUUCCACAUAGUCUACUUUUAUAAAGGUGGAUAAUGACUGACUUCGUCAUAUGAGGUCAGUAAGUGAACUCAGUCAACAGUCCUGUUUUUCAAGGAGUGAGAAAACAAACCCCACUCUGAGAGUAGUGCACAGACUGAGUAAUGGCCCUCGGCGUAUCUGACAUCAAUCAACCCCGUACCGUUCCGGAUCAGAGUCACCUCCCAAUUACUGCCGUACAUACGUGCACGGAUUGUGAAAAUGAAAGACACCUACUUGCUUUUUGCGAGAGCGAGGAGAAAACGCCAAGCACGCGAACAGAUGAGUUUUUUUCCCUGCUUACAUGAUGUUUCCCAUGUGUGUGCCUGCAACCUGCAACGAGAGGCCUCUCCAAGUGCUUUGUGUUCUGGGAGAGACCCAGGGCGGGGGACUCAUCAGGAAUGCUCCAGCCCAAACGUGUGAAUGGAAACACGCAACGACACUACCAGCUGCUGUGGCCGUUGCCAGGUCCUAAAUCUUCCUGACAUGUGGAAAGAUUUUUAUCCUUCAAAGAUGAGUACUAUGGAUCACGAGUUUUCAAAGAGAAAGGCCAGGAGAAUCGGACAAGGACGACACUGGGAGACGGAAUAAAGCAGUUGAUCAACAUCAUGGUGAGGGUGGGGAAGAUCAGAAAGAAAUACCCCUAAAACUCUUUUUUAUGACAAAAUAAAGUGUUUGCUACCA